Messenger RNA from Kwoniella botswanensis, 1098 nucleotides. RefSeq lists its product as uncharacterized. Gene Ontology annotation, cellular component: proteasome regulatory particle, base subcomplex; cytosol; nucleus. Gene Ontology annotation, molecular function: polyubiquitin modification-dependent protein binding. The coding region runs from base 1 to 1098 and encodes 365 amino acids. Gene Ontology annotation, biological process: proteasome-mediated ubiquitin-dependent protein catabolic process. The transcript has 5 exons. NCBI's taxonomy places the organism in Eukaryota, Fungi, Basidiomycota, Tremellomycetes, Tremellales, Cryptococcaceae. The record is from RefSeq and is a predicted model, not a curated record.
AUGCCAUUGGAAUCAUGUAUGCUGAUACUCGAUAAUAGCGAGUACAUGAGGAAUGGAGAUUAUCCACCAACUCGGUUCCAAGCUCAGGCACAAGCUGUACAGACCGUGUUCACAGCUAAGACGGAUUCGAAUCCCGAGAGUGCAGUAGGUUUGAUGAGCAUGGCUGGAAAUUCCCCUUCACUUCUAGUAACACCCACCAACGACCUCGGCAAGCUCCUUUCCUCCCUAUCCAAAGUGAACAUAUCCGGUAUAUCCUCCCUCUCCACCUCCAUCUCUAUCGCUCAACUGUCUUUAAAGCAUCGUGAAAACAAAAACCAGCGACAGAGGAUAGUCGUAUUCAUCGGAUCUCCCCUCAGCCAAGAGGCGGACUCGAAAGAGAACCUGGUCAAGUUGGGUAAAAAGUUGAGGAAGAAUAAUGUAUUGAUCGAUGUGAUUACCUUUGGAGAUGAAGGACGGGAGAAUGAUGGCAAGUUGAAUGCUCUCAUAGAAGCUGUAGGAGGUGAUGAGUCCCACCUCGUCUCUAUCCCUCCCGGCCCUCGAUUCCUAUCCGACGUUAUCCUCUCCUCCCCCAUCCUAUUCGACGGCGACACCAACGCAGCUGGCGGAUCAGGUGAUGUCGGUGGAGGAGGAUUCGGUGGAGAUGGAGUCGAUGGGAUUGAUCCAAAUAUGGAUCCGGAAUUGGCAAUGGCCAUCAGGAUGUCAUUACAGGAAGCUCAGGAGGCAGCUGCGAGAGCGAACCCUCAAGCUGAGGCUCAGCCAGCUACAAUAGUACCGGCGAAUGAACCCUCUGGUCCUUCAGGUGAACCUUCCGGAUCAGCUACGUUAUUACCUUCUGCUCUCACUCAACCUCUCUCCAACGCAAAUGACCAGGAUAUACCUAUGGUUCCCGGAGAUGCCGGCUUAUCAGGAGAACAGCAAGGAGACAAGGAAGAAGAUGAAGAUGAAGAACUGAGAAAAGCAAUGGCAUUAAGUAGAGGAGAUGAUGUCGAGAUGUCAGAUGAGGAUGAGGACGAAGAUGACGAAGCUGCUAUUGCUAGAGCUAUAGCGAUGAGUCUGGAAGAAGCGAAAGAAGAAGAUGAUAAGGAGCCCAAGUCAUAG